Patella vulgata (common limpet) is the source of this 1641-nucleotide messenger RNA. RefSeq names its product coiled-coil domain-containing protein 92. The coding region runs from base 204 to 1097 and encodes 297 amino acids. Lineage: Eukaryota; Metazoa; Mollusca; Gastropoda; Patellidae. The record is from RefSeq and is a predicted model, not a curated record. The transcript has 4 exons.
UGGAGGAUUGUUGUCAUGUUGAGAGAAGCUAGUCAGCGCAAUUUAUUAAUCAAGAUUUUCGUGAAAUUUGAACAAUGCAAAUACAUGCAAAACUAUAAUGAAAAGCCAAAAUAAUAUGAAAUCCAUAUUUACUAACUUUACAGAUAGAAAAUAGCUAAUUACCUAACCCUAGAUAAAGCAGGAAAAAAAACCAAGAAACAACCAUGACAAGCGAGGCAGCUAUUCACAAAAGGAACCUAGAAAGUUCUAUUCUUUUUAUGCAACAAGAACAUAGUGAUACACUUAAAGGAUUACAUGAGGAAAUUCAAAAUCUUCAAAAGAAAUGUACAGAUUUAACUUUCCAGUUAACAAUGCAUGGACUCAGUAUAGAAGAAUCAGAUGAUGUCAGCAGUAAAUUUAGUGAGUUGAAAAAUCAACUAGAUGAAAAAACAAGGUUUAUCAAAAUUCAAGAAACACAGUUAAGUGAAAAGGAUGCAAAAAUAAAAGACCUGGAACAAGCAGUAAAAGCUUACAAAAAGAAAUAUCUAGAUGAAGCAAGGCAACAAACUCAAAUAGUUAACACGUUAAAGGCAGACAUUGAAACGAAAUCAUGUACCGUGGCAUAUCUGACAUCAAAGUUGCAUCAGAUUAAAGUACAAUCUAAAGUGGAUCCAGUACCUGAGAACAUUAUACGUAGGACCGAUGCUGGUCGCAUUCCUGCACCUCCCAAAGAAAUGCUUUCCAAACCCAGAAGAAUUGCAAAUGUUCGCCGAAACCCAGCAGUUGCUGGUGCAGAAACUCUAUCCCUUCACCCAGUGAGACUUAGUUCAGCACGAAGUAGUAGUGGUUCUAAUCGCUCAAAUUCUCCAGAUAUUUCUUCUUUUCUCUCAAACCAAGGAGAAAAACUAUAUUCUCUACCCAAACCUUCCAUUCUCCCUCCAAUUACCACGAGUCAAGAAAAUUCUUCAGUUUUAGUUCACCAAGUUGUUCACCCUAAAAAAAUAUAUGGCCAUCAACCCAGUACAUCCGAAAUUGCAACACUAGCUGUUGAACAGUUACCACACAGAAGGAAAAGUUGGGGUAAUCCACAGGAAUCUCACAGCUCAGAAUAUAAAUAAUUACAAUAGAUGCCGGUAUCAUCUAUGCUGUAUGUGUGGUAUACGUAAUUGUUAUGUUUUUAUUAUGUUAUUAUUUACGUUCAACUGAUAUGAAAAUUCAUUCCAAAACCAGGCCUCAAGGACCAUAAAACUAUGAUACGCAUUGCUUGAGUUUGUUACUCACCUUAUGUUACGCUCCGAAUUACAAACUGCGUUGAUAAUGUAACAAAAUUAUUGUUACUUUUUGGAAUUGGUUUUUUAUACGCCCACAUUUUCAUGUGGACGUAUAUUGUCGUCGCCCCUGUCCGUCCGGACGUCCGUCCACAAUUUGUUUGUGGACUCUCUACAGGUCACAAUUCUUGUCCGAUUUUGACGAAACUUGAAAUAUAGCUUUAUCCCCAAAAAAUCUCGGCUGCUUUCGAUAUUGGCAUGUAUCGGAUCGAAACUUCAUGGAUUAUGGCCCCUGUUUGUACAAGGAAUCACGUUUUUAGCUUGUGGACCCUAUAGAGGUCACAAUUUUUAUCCGAUUUUGUUGAAACUUGAAAUGUAAGUUUAUAACCCAAAG